CACAUCACACAGAGAGAUAUUCCGAUCGUUGCAGUGGUCUUGCCAGGGGGACUGUGCACAGAACCGCCUUUUGGGAUCUGUGGAGUAUGUGGGAGAUUGUUUUAAAUGCCCAGCCCUGCUUCUACCGGGGCCCAGGAGUGUGUAAGAGAAAGUCAAGGAAAGUUCUUGCCCUCAGGAGUUUUCUGUCCUGCCAGGAUUCCUUGGGUAGGCCGGGAGAAAGGUCAGGAUGAAUGAGUGAAUAGUUUGAGUAGUUUAGUAUCUCAGAAGGUAGCACAACUUGCUUUUUCUUUUAAAUGUGACAAACUCGGGGCUCAGCCUUUGGCUCCCAGGACUUUUUGGCAGAGUGAAUGAAAAUGAAAGAACAAAAGCCAUGGAGUUGGUGAAUCAGAUCAAGUGACAUCCCUCUAAAACCAGAAAAACUGGCCUGGGCCUGCAGGACAGCACCAAAGUCCGGGUCACUUCCAAGGAGAGGUAGCUGCUUCAGUGGGGUCAGGGUGGGGACACUAGGAAGGAUGUGGCCAUCACAUACCUUUCACAUUACUCUUUAGGUGAGGACAGUGACCCCAGGGAACUCCCUAACAACUGUGUGCCCUGGGAAGGUAGCCUGAGAGCGAUCACUUGAGAGACUGGGGGAGGGGCUUAGGGGGAAGAUCUCAGGCAGGGGCUAAUGCCCAGGGUGGGAGCCCUACCUGGACCCCUGGUUGGAACCUUCCAGGGGCCAGGGAGGAGCAGAAUGAAGGCCCUGAGACCCUGAGGGGACCAUAGAGGGACAGGAAGGGUAGAGCAGUGAGAGAGGAAGAAGCCCCUAAACAGCCAUCACCAAAGGAAAGCUUCUGAAGCCUGGCCUCAUGCACAGUCUUCACCUUGAAACCCGGCAGGCAGUUUGGGAGCGAGGGUGAGGGGGGAACUAGGUCUUUAGGAAGCAGCUUUCUAGGUUUCAGAAUAGAAGGGAUGAACUGGGAUGUUCUUAAGUGGCGAAUUAUUCAAGACGGCUGGGAAGCUCUUAGAAAUAAAACAGUGGUACCCUUGAGGAAAUAAGGCAGUGACUAGAAGCUAAUAUGAGUGCAUGAGAAACCCCCUGUUGAAGGAAAUUGGAAAAUAGGUGGAAAGAAGGACAUGUAAUUAAAGAUGAAGGCAGCAGAGCGUCCAGAGUGAGCUGCAGCUUGUGGUCAAUCUCAGGACGACCAAGAGUGACAGGCAGCGCCUGCGGUCGGAGGUCAGUGGCACGAUGGAAGGACGAGCGGAAAGAAGCCAGAGCGACCUGAGUUCUGUUUGCGUCUUUUCUUUCGAGCUUGAAAAACUGGAAGUGGCAGUGGUCACAACUGAAAGAGCCAAACAUUUCUACAGCCCCCAGGACAUUCCUGUUACCCUCUACAGCGACGCAGAUGAAUGGGAGAUGUGGAAGCACCGAUCUGACCCAGUUCUCCACAUUGACCUGCGGAGGUGGGCGGAUCUUUUGCUGGUGGCUCCUCUUGAUGCCAACACUCUGGGGAAGGUGGCCAGUGGCAUCUGUGACAAUUUGCUCACCUGUGUCAUCCGGGCCUGGGACCGCAGAAAGCCCCUGCUCUUCUGCCCAGCGAUGAACACCGCCAUGUGGGAGCACCCAAUCACCUCGCAGCAGGUGGGUCAGCUCCAGGCCUUCGGCUAUAUCGAGAUACCCUGUGUGGCCAAGAAGCUGGUGUGUGGCGACCAAGGUCUGGGGGCCAUGGCUGAGGUGGGCACUAUUGUGGACAAAGUGAAGGACGUCCUUUCCCAGCAAGCCGACUUCCAGCAGAGUUGAACUGAGGACCUCUGUUGUGUGCUCCUGUGUACCCCAGUGUGUUAUCAGGCCGAGUCAGUGAAGGUGGGCAUUGGCAAAAUAUGGUGGGGAUUCUCCUUUGCGGAAUAGAGACCUGGCCUGGGCCUGCUCCUUAGUCUCCCAGGGCCUGACUUGCCCCAGACUAAAUUGGACCAAAAGCCCAGGACUCAACUUCUUUCAACCAAGAGACAUCAGCUAUCUGGAGCUCCUCCUCACCUUUCCCUGGGAUGGGCCCAGCAAGCCAGAGGAGCAAACUGCCGUAUUGUCCUGUGCCUCUGGAAGAGGCCUGAGGAAUACUGACCGACUUUGAUUCUACAUCAUGCCUGGAAACCGCCUUUGGAGCUCCAGCUGCCGUGCAGAAUCCGGAAAGCCUGCAAGUUGGCAAGACCCUGAGAUUUCCCACUGACCAUGCUGUGAGACGUAGGUACUGGGAAAUAAAGUGAAGUGGCCUUUUGGGAAA
Molecule: messenger RNA, 2258 nt
Organism: Artibeus jamaicensis (Jamaican fruit-eating bat)
Lineage: Eukaryota; Metazoa; Chordata; Mammalia; Chiroptera; Phyllostomidae
Gene: PPCDC
Product: phosphopantothenoylcysteine decarboxylase
Exons: 5
Coding region: 1229-1780 (183 amino acids)
Biological process (GO): coenzyme A biosynthetic process
Cellular component (GO): phosphopantothenoylcysteine decarboxylase complex
Molecular function (GO): FMN binding; phosphopantothenoylcysteine decarboxylase activity
Source: RefSeq, a predicted model, not a curated record